Messenger RNA from Hippocampus zosterae (dwarf seahorse), 6618 nucleotides. Its product is annotated as bromodomain-containing protein 4-like. Gene Ontology annotation, cellular component: nucleus; chromatin. The transcript is spliced from 22 exons. Lineage: Eukaryota; Metazoa; Chordata; Actinopteri; Syngnathiformes; Syngnathidae. The record is from RefSeq and is a predicted model, not a curated record. Gene Ontology annotation, biological process: chromatin remodeling; positive regulation of transcription elongation by RNA polymerase II. The coding region runs from base 884 to 5179 and encodes 1431 amino acids.
ACACCGGCGUAUGUAGCGAGAGUGAGAAACCGGUGAGAUCCGGUAAAAACGCGAUCAGGCCCCGUAUCGAUGGUGUUUUUCCUCCCGCUGUCAAGAGUGAGCCUCGGCAUGAGCUGUGUUCGCGUGGGGCCUUGCACCGGUUUGGGCGACACACGCGAUUGAUCGUGUUGGUGUCUUUUGAAGCUAACGUUACUUUUGGUGCAUGUUGUUUCUCGGCUCCUUCCGUUCUGUAUUACAAGCACUAAUAUGGUUUUCGUGGUGUUUGAGACACUGCGCCGUCACAUUAUGUACACGUUAGCUCGCACUCGUGCUAAAAGCAGCUAGCUCAACUCGAGCUGUUUGUUUGUAGCCCCGUAGGCCGUAUUCAUGAUAUAACUUACGUACUCCAGACGGCGUAGCCGAGUCGGCAUAGCGCGGGAGGCCGUGUGCAACGUGACGUAACUCGUUUACGUGAAUAUGGAGCCGUCCUGGUUGUAUUCUGAAAGGUCGUUUACGUGCGAAGUUGACACUUGCUGGCGAAACAUGGCGACGUGCUUGCUUGUCAUGGAAGGUUAGCAAAGACAGCGAUGUAGCAGCUAGCACGACGUUUUUUUUUGGGGGGGGGUGGACGUGGACGCUCUUUUUUAGCCGCUGGUGGCUUAAACGGACACAUGGUGUUAGGUUAAUUCAGUUUUGUCCCGCUCGGUUGUCGUAAAGUUAAAUCCACCGUCAAGAACAUAGUAUCUCAUUGGCUAACACUUCCUACGUCGGUUAAAUUAGCGUCUACUUGAUGCUUUGAUGUUCGCUCUUUGACUAACGUCACAAAGGUUGUUGAAUAUUGGAUAUCUCUGCCUUUCACUCAAAGUCGAAUGAAGCAUCAAAUAUCUGGGCGCCUGCAUCGACGAUGUAUACAUCCGUCGAUCUUUUUGCACUCUCAGAGAGAGCGUCGCUGCCCUCUCAUUGUCCACAUUAUGAACGACCAACAAGUUUAAGUAACGGCCAGACAGCAACAAACAUAGAGUCAAGCGAGGAGUGGAAUGGCCUGAGGGGGAUCCUCCCGGUCCCUCCUGCCCCCGCCAGGUCCAAUCUGCCUAAACUCAUUGCUUGGCCGUUGCAAACCACCACUGUGAUGGGGGACGGACUGGAGCCUGGCAGCAGCCACAACCCUCCUUCAGCCCCACAGCCUCACAUCCUCAACCCCGCGCCCCCCGAAAUAGGGAAUUCCACAAGACCCAAACGCCAGACCAACCAGCUACAGUACUUGCUCAAAGUGGUACUGAAGACAUUAUGGAAGCACCAGUUCGCAUGGCCCUUUCAUGCUCCUGUAGAUGUCGUCAAACUCAAUUUACCCGACUACAAUAAAAUAAUCAAAACCCCAAUGGACAUGGGUACAAUAAGAAAACGUCUGGAGAACCACUACUACAAAAACGCCCAGGAGUGUAUUCACGACUUCAACACAAUGUUCACCAAUUGCUACAUCUACAACAAGCCCAGCGAUGACAUUGUGUUGAUGGCAAAGGCCUUGGAGAAGCUCUUCCUCCAGAAGAUCACACAGAUGCCGCAGGAAGAGACGGAAAUUGCCGUGGUUGCCAAAGGACGCCGCGGCAUCAAGCGAGAGCCUGCUCCCAUCAGCAUGUCUGAAUCAAGCCAAGACCUCUCCUCCCCAUCCAGCACCCCACACACGCGAGGCUUCUCAUCCCCUUCCACCCUCACGCAGACCCAUGCGUCGCCAACCCCGCCUGUGCUGGCCCAGCCCCCACGUGUGCCUCCAACACCUACAGCCCACGCACCCCAUCUAGGACCUCCAUAUCCACUCUCAACAGCAAGCGUCCUCCCCCAGGGCAUGACCGCUGUGGCGCCUCCGGCAGCCGCACACCCAGGCCUCCAUCCGAGCUCGAUGCUGCAGAGCAGCCCUGCUCUCAUCAAGCAAAGGAAGAGCCAAAAGAGGAAAGCCGACACCACAACGCCCACGGCUAACGACCAGCUCAGCGAAUCAUCCCCCAUCUCGGCGGAGACUCGCACGCGCCGAGAGAGCAGUCGCCCAUCAAAGCAGCCCAAGCGAGACCCGUUGCAGCCUGACUCGCAGCACCACCUGGUUGGCGGCUUGGAGGCGGGGGGCAUGUUGACGACCAAACGUCAAGAUCAGAUGCAUUCCUGCUCCCUCCUUGUCAAAGAGAUGCUGUCCAAGAAGCACUUUGCGUACGCUUGGCCAUUUCACCUACCCGUUGAUGCAAAAGCUCUUGGCCUUCAUGACUACCAUGACAUCAUCAAGCAUCCCAUGGACCUCGGCACCAUUAAGAAAAAGCUGGACAAUCGGCAGUACAGAGACCCCCAAGAGUUUGCAGCAGACGUCCGAUUGAUGUUCUCCAACUGUUACAAGUAUAAUCCACCGGGCCACGAUGUGGUAGCCAUGGCACGGAAACUACAGGACGUCUUCGAGAUGCGUUUUGCCAAAAUGCCCGAUGAGCCGGAGGAGGUCGCCCCAGUUCCCACCCCGUCGUCUGUCCUCCACCCUGCUCCAUCCACUCGACCAGCGCCGCCACCCCCGCCCAUCGUCUCAGAAGACAGCAGUUCCAGUGCUUCCGAAUCCGAGUCCUCAGCGGGAGACUCUGAUCAGGAGCGGCAGCAGCGAUUGGCUGUGUUGCAGGAACAGCUCAAAGCUGUGCAUGAGCAACUGGCCGCCCUCUCUCAGCCUCAGGUCUGCAAGCCCAAGAAGAAGGAGAGGGAGAAGAAGGAGAAGAAGAAGGAUAAGCACAAGAAGAAAAUGGGAGUGGAGGAAGCCCCGGAGCCUGCUGUGCUUCAGAUUUCCAAGAAGAGCAAAAGCAAAGAGAUGCCCAUUUCCAAGGAGAGGAAGAAGCCGGGUAAGAAAGAAGGCAUCAAAAACAGUCGUCCCGCUGUGCCCCCUCAGACUGGGCCAACCCCUCUGGUUCCUUCAGCCUCCCUCGAAGCAGAAGAUGACAUUGACCUGUUCGGGAGCGCGGCAGCUGUUGGAGGCAAGCCCAUGUCGUACGAAGAGAAACGCCAGCUGAGCCUCGACAUCAACAAGUUGCCCGGCGACAAACUGGGCCGCGUCGUGCACAUAAUCCAGACCCGGGAGCCUUCCAUGAAGAACUCCAAUCCGGACGAGAUUGAGAUCGACUUUGAGACGCUGAAGCCCUCCACGCUGCGCGAGUUGGAGAAAUACGUAUCGAGCUGCCUCAAGAGGAAGAAGAAGUCCUCGGAAAAAUCCCCGGAAAUGACCAACGUCACAAAGUUGAAGACGGGGUCUUCAUCCUCUGGCACCAGUGACUCCUCUGAUAGUGAAGAAUCUGACAAUGCAGGGCUGGUUCCCAAGCAGCAGAAGACUCUGUCCAACAAGGACAUCAAAAGGUCGCAGCAGCAGCCUGUCUCCAGCAUCACCGGCCCUGGCGUUCUGCAGCCACAAGUGGUCGAAUCCAAACUCGCAUACAUUGCUCCCCCACCCGUGCCCGUCUCGGUCCCCGUUUCCGUUCCCAUCCCUGCUCCCGCUAUCCCUGUCCCCGCUCUGGAAUCUUCCCAGCUGUUAAGCGCCGGAUUUGACCCACUGACCCACUUUAUGAACCCUCACCUAACCCAGCCCAACACCGAUCCCGAUCCCGGUCCAGUCAUUGCAGCUGCUUGUCCCCCGCUCACCUCUGGCCUCCUCAAUGUCGCCGCACCGGUUGGCCCCACACCUACUGAGACGCACCCUUUUCUGAACCAACAUCCCGUCAUACCCUCGCCAGCCAUCCAUACCGCGCUUCCCCAACAGCCAGCUCGCCCGAGCAGCCAUGCGGCCCCACUUCCUCCCAAGAACUCUCAUCCGCCUCCUUCGUCGCUCCUCUCUCUCCCGACGCCCCCACCUCAGCUUCAGAGCUCGCUUCCACUCCCCCUGCCCCAGCCUGCUCCACGGCCUCGCGUACCUUCACCGCCAUCGCACGGCAUCCUUGGCACCCUCUCCGCUCAGCCGCCUCAGGCCCUGCUGGAGGACGACGACGAGCCGACACCAGCCAGCGCCGAAUCGCCGCCGCUCAGCCAGGUGCAAAGCUUCCUGCAGUCGCUCCAACCGCGGACGUCCGGGCAGAUUCAACCGCUGCACUCGCCCGCGCAAAACGCCGCUCAGCUGGGACCCUCAAUGCAAGCCGCGAUGACGACCCCCUCCGCGGCCAUGCAUCGGCACGGCACGGCUCACGGCCACACGCAUCAGUCCUACCCGCAUGCUCUCGCUGCAGCGGUGCAACAACAGAAGGGGGCCAGCCUCCAGCAGAAGCUGCAACAGCUGCAGCAACAUCAGCAGCAGCCCUUGGCACGCAUCAAGGCCGACCAGUUUUCUACUGGUUGCCUGCGUGACAGUCCCUCCCCGCUCAUGAUGCACUGCCCACUGAUCCCGCAGUUCCAAACGACGGGACAGCCGUCUCCCUCGCAGAUCAAGAAAAAUGAUCAGAGGUCGAACUUGGUAAAAGAGGAGAAACCAUCCCGCUCGCCAGUGCUGACCCCUCCGCCGUUCAGCCCAGCCAUGCGCCCUGACACACAAAAACAUGACAGCAAACACAGAGUCGAAGGAAAAUCCUCAGCCGGUUCUCGUUCCAGUUCCCGCCUCCCUGACUCCCUGGUGCAAACCUGCCCUCAGCAGGACACCAAGGUCAAGCAAGAGCCCAAAACACCCACAGCGUCCAAGAGGACACCGGACGUGAAGUUAAAGAACAUGGGCUCCUGGGCCAGUUUGGCCCAAAGGUCUCAGUCCACGCCGGCGUCAGCCGUCCGCUCGUCCAGCGACAGUUUUGAGCAGUUUCGACGGGCGGCCAGAGAGAAGGAGGAGCGAGAGAGACAGCUGAAAGCUCAGGCGCAGCAGGCCCGGCGGGAGCAGGAGAAGCUGCGCCGCGACGACGAGGACACCGUGGAACACGCUCGGCGGGCUCAAGAAGAAACCCGCCGACGGCAAGAGCAGCAGCAGCAGCAGCCGUCUCCGCUCGCGCCCACGCCUCCUGCUUCGACCCCGCCCACUCACUCUCCACAGCCUCCGGCUGCCCCGCCUCCGGUGCCAUCCCCGACAUCCUCGGCCACGCAAAAUGCCCUCGACCAGCAGAGGGAGAUGGCGCGCCGUCGUGAGCAGGAGAGGCGCAGGAGGGAGGCGAUGGCCGACACCAUUGACAUUAACUUCCAGAGCGACCUGAUGGCCAUUUUUGAAGAGAAUCUCUUCUGAGUCGGUGAUGGUUGUGUGAGAAGGACCUACACACACACACACACGCACACACACUCACACACUGAGGUGGUGAGCUUAUAUACAUGCCCCCACAUGAUCAUCCGCAUACGGACUACAUAGUACCUGUCCCCUAUCUCUCGCCGUCUUUUUCUCUCGGAGCGCAGAUACGUUUUGGUGUCUGACGUGAUGUUUAUACUUGUUGGCUCGCAAAGUGGAGUUAAAAAAAAAAAGUCCUAUAAAAGGCAGAGUCAUAGUCAAGGGGGGUGCGACAAAACUAAACUGAAGAAGGAUAGAGAAUGGAUGAUAAAAGGCACACAGAUUUUUGUUCUUGCCCUCUCUUAACUGUAUUAGUGUGAGAUGGGAUUUUUCGAUGGUCUUGGACUUUGGGCUUGUUUUCUCAGGACACAGCGGCACAGCAUCCUUAGCCCUUUCUCCCUCUCCCGCCAGUCCUACUUCAUGAUGUAAGACCUUCCUUUGCAUGAGUUCAGUUGAAAUGAGACCUGACAACAGAGUGAUUUAAAUAAAAAAAAAUCUUUUAAAAUCCCGUGACGCGUGUCAUCUCCGCCCUAGCGCUCUGGCCUGUAUUGUCUCUGAUCAAAACCUACAAAUUAUACAAAAAAUAUAUAAAUCGAUACAUGAAUAUAUAUUCUAUACAAGGGCAAGGCAACAUAAGUGAACACAGGAAAAAUUGGUAUGUUUGUGCGCGGGGGGAACAAUCGUUUGAGCUCUCUGCUUUUUUGUAGAAUUUACUGUAAAGAAGAAGAAAAAGUUUUUUAUGAUGCCAUUGAUGAUUUUUUUUUGGUCUCCUCCUCGAGUCUGUUUUCCCACCAUGUGCCCAUUCUAUGCCAAAACCAUUGAGUUCGGAAAGUCCAUUCACGUUCUUUCACUUUACAAGAAAGGCUGUUUUUAUUGCUUUAUUUAACCUCGCCCUUUUGAAAUCAGAAUAUUUUGCGCCCCCUUUUUGCGCUGGAUUUUUUGUUCACUUCUUCUCUGCACUUUCACUCUUUUUUUACACCCACUUCCCAACCGAAGUAUCAUUUUCUGUCACGCUAUACUUGUUUAAGGCUUUUUAAACUUUCUUACCCUCCAACUCCUACAGCCCCUUGUAGAUUUUUUUUUCCUGCGGUGUUUCCAUUGUGACAAGGCUUCCUGUACACUGGCCUGCACACCUAAGUGUGUUUUAAACAUUCUAAUUAGUUAAGCCACUUCCCCAUCACCCACCUCCGUCUUUUCUUACGUGCUUGUUUUUGGAGUUUUAAUUUUAUUGUUAUUCCCGUCAUAACCCUCCCAACCCCAACCCUCCCCUCCCAUCGCUCCCCACUGAAUUCAGAACAACCGUGUUGGUAUGUUGACAAGUGAGGCAUUGAGAUGAAUUGAUUCAUCUUCUGACUAUGGAAUUUUUUUUAAGAAAAGUAUUAAAAUGAUAUUUAAAAAAAUAA